Molecule: messenger RNA, 1098 nt
Organism: Onthophagus taurus
Lineage: Eukaryota; Metazoa; Arthropoda; Insecta; Coleoptera; Scarabaeidae
Source: RefSeq, a predicted model, not a curated record
AUGGCAAGUGAACCCGAAAUGGUUGUAAAAAGAGUUAGUGUUCCUUUAGGUUUAGAAGAGCUUAUGGAAACUUUAACGAAAGAGGUGCUAAAGAAAAAACCAGAUGAUAUCUACACCUUUGCAUCCGAAUAUUUUUCACGUCUAUUAUCCAUUAGAAAUAAAGCAAAUUAUAAAGCAGUACCUUUACCAAAAGUUGGAAAAUCAAUCCAACAACCAUCAGCCAACGGGGGUUUACGUAAAGAAUACACAAAAAACGACGUAUUAAAAAUUAAAACAGCAACAAUUGGCACAACUAUAAAAUUAAAAAAUGAGCAACCUCCGUUACCUAUUCGCAGGAUCAAUAGACGAAACGUCAAGGCUAAAGUAGACUCUAACUUGUCACCGAGAACCCCUCAAAACGAUAACAUAAAUGAAAAAGCAAAAUGUAUCCUCGAAAAACGUCGCCUAUCGAAAUCUUUGGAAUCCAAAAAGCGAGAUCCCCCGAAAAGUACGGAAACAAACAAGAAUAAACUGAAAAAAACCUCUUCGAAAUCUUCCUCAAGUUCUACUAUUUCUAAUGAAGAAACUAAAUCACCCAUUAAAAAUUUAAUAAAUAAAGCUCCUAAACAAAAUGAAACUUCAUCGAUGUCGAUGGAAAAUGCAGCAAUUUUAAUACAAUCUUUGAUAAGAAGUUUUAUAACUAGACGUAGAUUGAGGAAAAUUGAAAAAUCGUCUGAGUAUAAAGAAGAAAUUAAAAAUAACGAAGUUGAUUCUAUUUUUGGCGGUGAUGUUCAACCAUCUAACAAUAAAGAAAUCAUCUCUGAGAUGGAUAAUUACAAAAAUAAAGCAGCCACGAAGAUUCAAUCGGUAUGGAGAGGUCACAAGAUCAGGAAAAAUGUUAGUUUUAAAAGUGAGAAAGUCGAUGGAGCACUUACCGAAGAGCAACGUCGAAAAGCUGCGAUAGUAAUUCAAGCUUUAUUUAGAGGAUAUUUAUCUAGAAAAGAGCAUAGAUUUAUUCCUAAGGUUGUUAUUGACUAUAAAGAGAGAUUAUCCACUUUGGUGGAAGAAGAAAAUCUUGAAGAUAAUGUCGAAAAAAUAAAGAUGACAAUGAUAUAUUAA